This is a messenger RNA of Arvicola amphibius (Eurasian water vole), 3646 nucleotides long. It is a transcript of the gene Arhgef3, whose product is annotated as Rho guanine nucleotide exchange factor 3. The record is from RefSeq and is a predicted model, not a curated record. NCBI's taxonomy places the organism in Eukaryota, Metazoa, Chordata, Mammalia, Rodentia, Cricetidae. Gene Ontology annotation, molecular function: guanyl-nucleotide exchange factor activity. Gene Ontology annotation, biological process: positive regulation of Rho protein signal transduction; intracellular signal transduction.
GGAAAGAGGCGCCACCUGUCUGGGGCACACCCUUUUGUUGGACUUUUCCAGGAAAGAAAAUCUAGGCCUGGCACACUGAGUCUGCAGAGAAUUUCCCAGGGAUGAAUCAGUGCAUUUAUAGAGGGAUGGAAGAAAACAAGGAAAGACCCAAGCGGCCGAGGCAGAACAACUUCUCAAUGUUUCCCUCUCCCAAAGCUUGGAAUUUCAGAGGGCGGAAGCGAAAGCAGAGUGCCCAGGAUGAAGACGCCAUCAGCCUGUGCAGUCUUGACAUAAGUGAACCUAGUAAUAAAAGGGUCAAACCCCUUUCAAGAGUCACGUCACUAGCAAACCUCAUCCCACCUGUGAAGACCACUCCGUUAAAGCGUUUCAGCCAAACCUUGCAGCGGUCCAUUAGCUUCCGCAGUGAGAGCCGCCCCGACAUCCUGGCCCCCCGAGCCUGGUCCAGAAAUGCCACCUCCUCAAGCACAAAGCGGAGGGACAGCAAACUGUGGAGUGAGACCUUCGAUGUGUGUGUCAAUCAAGUGCUUACGGCCAAGGAGAUCAAGCGACAGGAGGCGAUCUUUGAGCUUUCUCAAGGAGAAGAGGACUUGAUUGAGGACUUAAAGUUAGCAAAAAAGGCCUACCAUGACCCCAUGCUGAAGCUCUCAAUAAUGACAGAACAAGAGCUGAAUCAAAUUUUUGGAACACUGGACUCUCUGAUUCCUCUCCACGAAGAGCUCCUUAGUCAGCUUCGAGACGUUCGGAAGCCCGACGGCUCGACUGAGCAUGUUGGUCCCAUCCUCGUAGGCUGGGUAAGAAAUGUUCUCUGCUGCCCUGCCCUCAGCUCCUAUGACAGCUACUGCAGCAAUCAAGUUGCUGGCUAAGCCCUCCUGGACCACAAGAAGCAAGACCACAGAGUCCAGGAUUUCCUUCAGCGCUGCUUAGAAUCCCCCUUCAGCCGCAAGCUAGAUCUCUGGAAUUUCCUUGAUAUUCCUAGGAGCCGUCUAGUGAAAUACCCUCUGCUCCUUCGAGAAAUCCUGAGGCACACACCAAAUGAUAAUCCAGAUCAGCAGCACUUGGAAGAAAGCAUAAACAUCAUUCAGGGUAUCGUGGCAGAAAUCAACACCAAGACCGGGGAAUCGGAAUGCCGUUAUUACAAAGAGCGGCUUCUUUACUUGGAAGAAGGUCAGAAAGAUUCCCUGAUUGACAGCUCAAGGGUCCUGUGUUGUCAUGGCGAACUGAAAAAUAACCGGGGUGUGAAACUCCAUGUUUUCCUGUUUCAAGAAGUGCUCGUGAUCACUCGAGCUGUCACUCACAAUGAACAACUCUGUUACCAGUUGUACCGGCAGCCCAUCCCGGUGAAGGACCUCAUGCUGGAAGACCUGCAGGACGGAGAAGUGCGGCUGGGGGGCUCCCUGCGUGGGGCCUUCAGCAACAAUGAGAGAAUUAAAAAUUUCUUCAGAGUCAGUUUCAAAAAUGGAUCCCAAAGUCAGACCCACUCACUCCAAGCCAAUGACACCUUCAACAAACAGCAGUGGCUCAACUGUAUCCGGCAAGCCAAAGAAACGGUUCUGUCUGCUGCUGGGCAGGCUGGGUUGCUUGACUCUGAGGGACCCCUGGGCCCUGGCACCGACACCAGGGAGCCACAAGGAGAGACAAAACUGGAGCAGAUGGACCAGUCGGACAGUGCAUCGGACUGCAGCAUGGACACCAGUGAGGUCAGCCUGGAAUGUGAGCGGAUGGAGCAGACAGACGUGUCCUGUGCAGACAGCAGGCCAGAGGAGAGCGGCUGACAGAGGGCUGCGUACCUGCUCGGGUACCUGCUCGGGAUUCACAUUCCACAUGCGGACAGUCUGGAGAGGCACGCUGAAAUACUUCUGUGCCCGUGCACGUGUGUCCCUUGUGUCUGUACCUUGCCCCUCGUACUGCAAUUGCCAACUACUCUGUCAGCUGGAGUCCGCAGCCACCCUUCCCCUGCUGCUCUGUCUCAUAAGUGUCUGAAUGAGUGGAGAGGGAUUGGACAAGUUACUCUGAGUCGUCCUACUGGGUUUUUCACGACAGAAAGGAUCUCUAAACUACUGUUCUGUGUGGACUGCGUUGACAAGCCCUUUUGUUCCCAUGCCUCUCUAGUGCUCUGUAACUCCUCGACUCAGUAGCCGAAGACCUGGAAUUAGAGAUAGAGCUUUUCAGAGUAUUGAGACGGCAUUCAAAUAGAAACCAGGAAAGUCCAGCCCUUGAAGUGAACUCGGGUUCCAUGUUAUUCAGCCGGAAAGCAUGAAAACAUCUCUGGGGGUUUCUGGGGUUUGACUUUGUUUGAACGCUGUGGUUUCAUCCAGUGCAAGUUGAAUGUGAUAGUCUAUGAAGACCUGAAACAAGUUGGCUUCAGUAAGAGCCAAGACCAAAGCAGCUUCUGGACAGGCCUACAGUCCCAGCACUUGAAAACUGGGACAGGAAGACCUGGGGUUCAAGAACAGCCUUGGCUAUAUAUCAAGUUCUAGGUCAGACUGAGUUCCAUAGUGAAAACAAAAUCAAACAGUUGAAAGUAGCUGCUAGUUCUGAAUCUUCAGCUAAAAUGGGAGUGGCCAUGGGAGGUGUUUCUCAGGGCUAGUGACUUGACCAAAAAAGUCUAGCCUGCAACACCAGGAGCGAUCCCGGGGCCAGGGAAGAUCUGCCAAGGUUCUGAGUCCUGUCUGCAUUAUGUUCAUCUGCCUCAGCCACUCCUGCUUCAGAGUGGCAAUGAUGUAACACAGAGAUGGUGACCACACAAGCGACUCUGUUUACAAACGUGAGAGAAGGACUUGGGAAUGAGAAAUGUGUCACCAUCCCCGAAGCUUCUUGUGGGAGCCACCAAAGUUGUUGUUAGUCUAGAGUGUCUUGGGAUUUCCUGCUCUGCUUUUGGGCCCUGAGUUUGUGUCUUUAGUUGAGCUAUAAUCAGAAUGGUGGUUAAUCCCUCCUGAGGCCAAUUUCAUUAGCUCUGAUUAACUAGGACCAGUUAGCUAGCCAAACUGGAAAGUUCUGUGUUCCAGCCUUGGUUUACAAAGCAAGGAUGGAUAAAAAGACCUUGAAAAGAAGUUCACAAAAUACACAGAACAGCUCUUUGCAAGUGUAAAUACUUAGGGGACCCCGCCAGCACUAGUAGUAGUAGGAAUUCUAAAUUAUUGCCAAAAAUGUUUCUUUCUGUUAAUUUCUGCAUCUAAUCAAGUUUACAGACAAGAAAGCAACAUACAAAAUGAUCCCUUUAUCACGCCCAUGUGCCACGUGCACCGAAAGAAACUGUAAUGUGAGUUCCCAGAGGAAAAACAAGGUGUGUUACAUUAUUAUAUUUCAAAGCAAAUGUUAUGAUCAGUUCUACCCUGUAAAGCAUAUCUCUGUAUUUAUAGAUUUUUACCAUGGUGAAUUUUUUUUUAUUACAAGUUUAUUUAAAACCACUUUGUUUCUUAAGUAGCUGAUUUAGCAAAUGAACCUGCUGCAGAUCGAUGGAGAGAGGGUUGAGACAGGACUGGAUCGGGAGGAAACCGAGCUGUUCGCUGGAGAGCCACUGGCGACUCUCUCUGUCAGGCUCAGCCUGCGGGAAGAGAGUGGAUGAAUGUUUUGGUGAAAUGGAGACUUUUUGUAUAAUGGCCUUAAACUUUUCUGGAAGCAUUUCAAAUAAAUUGCAUUAAAAGUA